AUGCACGCGCUGAGCGUCAAAAUGACUUUGGCGGUUGGGCUUCUUGCUCGUCUUGGCAUGUUCUCAACGCACGGAGCCUCCGAAAGUAACACUUCGCACACCGACUUGGACACGGUCACCUCUUUCAUCGCAACCACCACCUCCUCCUGUCUUUGUCGUAUCGAAUCAAACUCUGGCUUGGUUCCUACGCGCAGUAAUCGAAGUCUGGGCUGGUCCCAGCUCGACACCUUCGCCAACAUGCAGUCGUCCGCAUACGCACCCAGCACACCCGACUCGCGCACACGCGCAAAGGUGCGCAUGGACGCCGUCACAUCGCCAUCGCAUGCCUCCAGCUCUGUCUCGCAUAGCUCUUCAUCCUCCAUGCUUGGCUUUCCCAUCCCGACGGACCUUUUACUAGGACUGCUCCUCAACAAGACCCUCCUUGCCUCGGCAGCUUUGCUCUUACGCACAUGGCUCACAUCUUCGCAUCGCGAAUCAAUACACUCGCAGCUAUCUUCGGUCGAUGAUAAUACAGCCUCAUCAACAGGCAGCGUCUCGAGCGGCACCACUUCUUGGGCUAUAGCCACCUUCGCCUUCCUCAUCGCCGCUGUUGUACAGGCGAUAUGGUUCAAAGCGUGGCAGUGGUUACCAGCCGUCAAACGAGUCGACAAGCGCAGACUCUGCACACUGGCUGCCAUCACAUUUGCGCAGCUGCUCGUCUGGCUCAUGGCUUUGCGAAAGCUCGAUGCGGUCAACGUCAUCAUCUUUACUCAGUACUGCGAGAUUUGGGCCGUCGACCUCGCAAAGAGCCUCGGAGGUCGUAGCUACGGCGGCUACACCACCCUCUUUGCUCUCGCCGUCUCGUUCCUUUCUUCCAUCUCCAACGCUGCUUCACCGAUGUCCGCAUCCACCGAAUACUCGGCUCACCUUCUCGAUAUGUAUGCAGACGCCGACCUGCCGGACAGCCUGAGGAGGAAUCGACCAGCAGGACUUGCAUCGCCGUCCCAGCUUCGUGCUGUCUCAGCCGCCGUUGACGCCUCGGCAGCCAAUUUCAGCGUGUUCGGCACUCUCACAGGUCACAUCUACCUCCUCAUCUUUGCGCUUCUUACGAUAGAAAGGGAGAGCGCGCUUUUGAGCGCAAGCAGAGACACUGGCGGUCGACGCAGAGCAGGCAUCGUGGCCACCAUCGUCGCUUCCGCAUUCACGCUGCCCGCAUCGCUGUUCCUUCGCGUCUUCGGCUUCUCGACUUUCCCGCCCCUCUCAACACUUAUCCCUUCCUCUUCAACCAGCGCUGGCUCUGCAAGUUUGAGCCACCUGCCUGCGUACCUUGCCAUCAGCUUUGGCUUCCUCAUCCUCGAGCCGCUCAUCGCCACCUCUAUCGAGUCUCAUGCUUCCACCAAGGAUCGCGUGGCACAUGGCUGGCCCAUCGCCAUCCUCGCCUCUUUUGCCAUUGGCUUUGUCGGCUUCGGCUUCAAGCCGCUCUGGUCGCAGCUCGCCGUCGCUCUGCUCGUCGGUCAAGCCCUUCGUACCAUCCUCAAGAACUCGCCCGAUCACAUUUCGUCUCGCUUCAGCUCGUCUUCACCGAGCAAAGCAGAUACACCGCAUGGAAGCGUAGCGACUGCCCCUUCCUCAGAUGUCUCUGCCAUACAGGAACUCGUAGACUCUUUCAAGUCGGGCGUUGCCGCCUCGAGGCGCACCGUCAAGAUCAUUAUGGCCAACCCAGACUCGCGCAAGAUCUUCCAAUUUCUCCUGCUCAACCUCGCUUUCAUGGGUGUGCAGCUGCUGUGGGGAGUGUGGACCAACAGUCUCGGUCUCAUCAGUGACGCCAUCCACAUGUUUUUCGACUGCGCUGCCAUCGGCAUGGGCUUAUUUGCCAGCGUAAUGGCUACCUGGCCAACCGACUCGACGUUCACCUACGGCUACGGCAGGGUCGAGACGCUCAGCGGGUUUGCCAACGGCAUCUUUCUCAUCCUCAUCUCGAUCUUCAUUGUCUUUGAGGCCGUACAGCGGAUCAUUGAGCCGCCGGUGAUGCACAACAAUACCCAGUUGCUUAUCGUCAGCAGUAUGGGGCUUGGUGUCAAUCUGUUCGGGAUGUGGGCGACGGGUGGGCAUCAUCAUCAUGGCCACGGUCACUCUCACGGUCACGGCCAUGAUCACGGGCACGGGCACGGUCACGACCACGGGCAUGGACACUCGCACAACAUGAUGGGCGUCUACCUGCACGUCAUGGCCGACACGCUCGGUUCCGUCGGCGUCAUCAUCAGCACCUUGCUCAUCGGGCAGUUUGGAUGGACCGGGUUCGACCCCAUCGCAUCGCUCUUCAUUGCGUUUAUGAUUGUCGGCUCGGUGAUUCCGUUGGUGCUCGAGUCGGGUAGGAUCCUUUGCCUGGAAGUGGGUGAGCAUCGCGAGACAGAGAUGACCGAGGCGUUGGAUGCGCUGCGCAGCAUCGAGGGAGUUGUGUCGUACCACUCGCCGCGGUUUUGGCCGAAGGAUGCCGAGACGUUGGUAGGGGUGAUUCGUGUGCAGGUCAUGUGGCCCAUCGCUACGGAUGGUGAACAUGGAGCUCAUCAUCACGAUCACGAUCACAGCCAUGAUCACACCCACGGACACGUGCAUGAUCACAGCCACGAUCACAGCCACGACCACGGUCAUCGCCACGACCACGCCAGCGAACAAAGCAACGGCACAGCAGCAUCCCUCUCCUCAGCCACAACACCAGAAGCCAUCGGGAGAAAGAUCGAGAACCUGCUCAAAUCACGCAUACACGGCCUGGAAAGUGUCGCGGUACAGCUGGAAAAGGUCGCUGGAAGCGAUUCGCCCUCGAACGCGGGAAUGACAGGUACCCCCAUGUCGGCUUCGCCCUCUUACAGCAGCAUGUACGACGCAAGUCCGACAGCGGUGCGUGGCAAUAGCGGUGCGCAAAGGUUGUCCCCCGUCACUGCGCAUCGACACUCUCACCAUCAUCAUCACCAUCAUUAG
Molecule: messenger RNA, 2958 nt
Organism: Pseudozyma hubeiensis SY62
Lineage: Eukaryota; Fungi; Basidiomycota; Ustilaginomycetes; Ustilaginales; Ustilaginaceae
Product: cation:cation antiporter
Exons: 1
Coding region: 1-2958 (985 amino acids)
Biological process (GO): transmembrane transport; zinc ion transport; intracellular zinc ion homeostasis
Cellular component (GO): Golgi apparatus; membrane
Molecular function (GO): zinc ion transmembrane transporter activity
Source: RefSeq, a predicted model, not a curated record